CACAAAACCCUCCCUUUUGCCGUCUCCCCUGCCCCCACAAACAUCCGACAGUCUCAUCAGCCUCUCCGCCUUUAGCCGCGCUACCACCACCAGAGGUCCAGAGCUCCCGAGCUUCGGAACUCCACGGCAGCAGCCACUAGCUCCACCACUACCACAAAGCUGCGGCGGGAGAUGGAGCGGCUGAACACGAAGCUGUACCUGCAGAACUGCUACAUCAUGAAGGAGAACGAGCGGCUGCGCAAGGCGGCCCUGCUGCUCAACCAGGAGAACCAGACCCUGCUCUCCGAGCUCAAGCACCGCCUCGCCAAGUCCGCCGCGGCCGGCGGCAACAACAACAGCAACAACGGGGCAGCGGCGGUGGCGGCGGCGGCUAACCGCGCGUCGCCGAAGCCCGGGAUCGACGCCGCACCGCCGGCUCAGGCCGGCGGCAAGGGCAAGCCUGCACCCAAGCCCAAGUAGGCAGCCCAUCAUCGCAGCUCGAUCACGAGCUGGCUGGUGGUGCAUACGCGGUGUCUGCUAGAGCUGGUGUCGUCCUAGUGGCCUUCAUGGCGUUGGGUUUAGUCAGUUAGCUCUGGGUGUUGAUUUUCAGAAAGGUUUAGUCGUUUAAUUUUAGAGUUGAUGGAAAUCUCAAGAGUCCUGCCCCGACGGGCACUGGUGUGUAGCAGAUGCCCAUGUAAUGAUGAAUGGAUGGCGACUAGAUCGGUUGGGGGU
Molecule: messenger RNA, 711 nt
Organism: Panicum virgatum (switchgrass)
Lineage: Eukaryota; Viridiplantae; Streptophyta; Magnoliopsida; Poales; Poaceae
Product: protein LITTLE ZIPPER 4-like
Exons: 2
Coding region: 172-459 (95 amino acids)
Source: RefSeq, a predicted model, not a curated record